AUGGACUUCUAUAUCAAUGUACCUCCUCCCGUGCAUUUUCUUGAUGUUACUGAAGCGUUCAAAUCACUUAGCAAUGUGGAAAAGGAUUAUGUUUUCAGCUGCACACAAGCGUCUUGGAUUGGAGGUCUCAUAGGAUUAAUUCAAACAUCUCCUGAGUCUGCUGGAAUAUUUUUGUUUGUCAGUCGCUUUUUCCAUUUGGAGAACGUACAUUCCUUUGUUGAAAAAGCGACAAAAAAUAAUUUUUCCGAUGAGGAAAUAACCCACAUUUUAUCUUAUUUCGCCUCAGUGCUGGGUAAUUUCGGGAAUUACCUGUCUUUUGGGGACACCAAGUUCAUCCCAGCUAUCAAUGUCGACAGGGUAACAGAAUUUUUAUCGUUGAGCAGUGAAUUUUCUAAUUCAGAAACUGGUCUUAAAGCUUUAUGGAAAGAAAUAGCUCCAGCCAUCUAUUCGUUAAGUCCUCGCCGUUUACGCCUUGGUUUUAGUCCCACUGAAAUAACGUCUUAUUACUCUGAAGACUGUAUUCGAAGUGAUGCUGAACUAGUUCAAAAAUAUCUGGAAAACGUUAAAAUUGAAGCGUAUAAUACCCGACUUUUUAAGAGUAGUAACUCCAACUCCAAAGUUUAUUCGAUUCGGUUUGCGUCGGCUGAGAAGAAAGUUCAACCUGUGCAUUUUGAUGCCCUUCCUUCGGGAACUUCUUUGCAGCUCGAGUAUGGUGACUACUGCGAACUUAUGGAGUUACUGGUUGACUGCUCUUUAGAUGCCAAAGCACACUCUCUUAACAAAAUCGAAUCAGAAAUGUGGGAUCAUUAUGCUCAGAGCUUUUAUACUGGGUCCUUAGACUCUCACAAAGAUGCUUCUAGACUAUGGGUCAAGGACAAAUGCCCUGUGGUUGAAAAUUACAUUGGCUUUAUUGAAACUUAUCGUGAUCCUUUAGGUGUACGUGCAGAGUUCGAGUCAUUUGUCGCAGUUGUGAAUCGAUCAAUGUCAUCUAAAUUUCAGCGGCUAGUAGAUAAUGCUGUUGACUUGUUAUCUAAUUUGCCAUGGCCUUCUACUUACGAAAAAGACAGGUUCUUACAACCAGACUUUACAAGUUUGGACGUAGUAACGUUUGCAACCUCAGGAAUCCCUGUUGGAAUUAACAUUCCUAACUAUGAUGAUGUGCGCCAAGUUGAUGGAUUUAAAAAUGUAUCCUUGGGGAAUGUACUCAGUGCUCGCUUCAAGGACCCUAAAUCAGAAUUUCUCCGAGAGGAAGACAAGAAGUUGUAUGUGGAUCAUGCGGAGAGUUCUUUCGAACUUCAAGUUGGACUUCAUGAAUUGUUAGGCCAUGGUUCUGGGAAGCUCUUUCAACGUAGUGACGAUGGAAUACUGAAUUUUGACACGAAUUCUACGAAAGAUAUCAUAAGUGGAGGUCCCAUACGUAGUUGGUAUGAACCAGGCGAAACAUACGACAGCAAAUUUUCGAGUUUGUCUUCGGCAAUUGAAGAAUGUCGAGCUGAAUGUGUUGGAAUUUAUCUAUGCAAUUUACCACUUGUCUUGGAACAGUUUAAUCUUAAUACUAAUUGCUCUACAGACAGUGUCCCAGAUGUUGUCUACGUUAAUUGGUUGUCCAUGGUUCGUUCAGGUGUAACUUCUAUGGAAUUCUAUUCACCUGCAGAAAACGCUGGCGAUAUUGGUUCAUGGCGUCAGGCACAUUGCUGUGCUCGUUAUGUGAUUUUGCGGGUUUUAAUUGAAGCUGACAAUUCGCUAGUACGUGUAGACGAAAUAGUUGGUGAUGAUGGUGCACCUGAUUUAACUAUUUUCUUAGAUCGCCAAAAGCUUUUGACAGUGGGUCGUCCGGCAAUUGGCGAAUUUUUACGAAAAAUUCAGUAUUAUAAAAGUACAGCCAAUGCUAAAGAUGGUUGCGCCUUCUUCCAGCAUUAUUGUCAAUUGCUACCAGAACAUAUUAAAUUGCGCCAAAUUGUGAUUAAUCGCAAAAAACCUCGACCUAUUUUCGUUCAACCUGGACUCCGUAAAACCCCUCACGGUGUUGAACUAAUAUCAUAUCCUACAACUUAUGCCGGUGUAAUACAAUCAUUCGUGGAUCGUUAUGGUGAUUUGCCUCUUGGGCAGAAAGCUCUUGAUGCGCUAGAAACAAUUUGGCGCCGUGAACUUCCCGUAGUGUGUGGUCUUCAAUUUGGUCAAGUACUCAUUGCUGAUUUGGGUUCAUCAAUCAUGCCAAGGAAAUAAAUUUAUCUGACAGUUCGGCUAAUUAGAUCAAUCGAAAUCCACAAAGUACUAUGUACAUUUGUGAUUGAUAAAUCAAUUUGAGCCACAAAUGUUCUUCACAAUAAAAGUAAUUGUUUUGUUUAUUUAUUUUAUAAUCCAUAAUGAGCUGUUCAAUAAACGAAAGGUUUUAACGUUAGUCGAUAAUUUGGUUUCCGGGACACAUACUCCUUUGUUGAUUGUCGCCUUGUUAGUUAUUCUCAUAAAUGACUUCCGUUCAGUAUAUAUUUAUAUUGCUUUUGAACACAUGAUACUUUCCGGCAUUAUUCCCUGUUACCCUUUGGAAAGCGGAAAGCUAUCUAAUUUGGUUAUUAAUAAUGAAAUGAGCUUACCCCAUAAAAAAAUAACAACGGUAAAAGGAGUAAUUUGCAUAUAUAGUAUGUCGAGAGUUAAGUGUGUGAGUGUCUAUUCGUGCUUAUUGCUUGAUUGUCCGACAUUUAAAGCCGAAUAAUGCACUGGGGAUCACUAUACUGGUUGAAAUUUAGCUGAUCAAUAGCGUGUGUCAUAUAUAAACAGACGGGUGGUUCAGUACUCAAAGUAUUCGGUUUCUAAUCAACCCAAAGACUAAGCUUCACACCAUCUACUUUGGUUUUUUCAACCGAUUUGCACCACUACCGCAAUGUGGCUAAAAGCCAAGCACAUAAACACGUACUUGAUAUGUGAGUUUCAUUCAUUAUCAUUACUACAUUCUUUGACAUUUACGUGUUUACCAACUAUCAUUUUUCAAAUGAUUUCACGUUUGGUAAAUCUUCAAUGUUUAACUUGGAGAUUAUAG
This is a messenger RNA of Schistosoma curassoni, 3037 nucleotides long. Lineage: Eukaryota; Metazoa; Platyhelminthes; Trematoda; Strigeidida; Schistosomatidae. The record is from the annotation of a GenBank genome assembly.